Chlorocebus sabaeus (green monkey) is the source of this 1972-nucleotide messenger RNA. RefSeq names its product malate dehydrogenase 1B (gene MDH1B). The record is from RefSeq and is a predicted model, not a curated record. NCBI's taxonomy places the organism in Eukaryota, Metazoa, Chordata, Mammalia, Primates, Cercopithecidae. Gene Ontology annotation, biological process: malate metabolic process. Gene Ontology annotation, molecular function: malate dehydrogenase activity; oxidoreductase activity, acting on the CH-OH group of donors, NAD or NADP as acceptor.
GUUCGCGGCUGUAGCUGAAGGACAUACUUAGAAGAAAGCUUACAGAAGAGAAUGACUAGGAGGAUCGGCGAUACCACAGAGCUUAUAAGGGCGAUGUUUGGUCGUGUAUCGCAAGGUAACUCAUUCAAGUCCUAACUUUAUAAACACCUAACUUCUGCUGGACUCCAGACUUCGUAGUGCGCCUGCGCCUUGCCCUUGGCUGCGUGGUUGCCAGGAAACCGCGAAGCCGCGGUCCCUGCCUCUGAGUCUCUCUCGACCAUGGCCAAAUUCGUCAUUGCGGGUAGAGCAGAUUGUCCAUAUUAUGCUAAAACAGAACUUCUGGCAGACUAUUUACAAAAGAAUCUUCCUGAUUUUCGGAUACAUAAAAUCACACAACGUCCUGAGGUUUGGGAGGAUUGGCUAAAAGAUGUGUGUGAAAAGAAUAAGUGGAGUCACAAGAAUUCCCCUAUCAUAUGGAGAGAGCUGUUGGAUCGUGGAGGAAAGGGUUUGCUUUUGGGAGGAUAUAAUGAGUUCCUGGAGCAUGCCCAGCUUUACUAUGAUGUCACCUCUAGCAUGACGACUGAGUUGAUGAUGGUAAUUGCUCAAGAGAACCUGGGGGCACAUAUAGAAAAAGAGCAGGAGGAAGAAGGCCUGAAAACUUGCAUCAACCCCUUGCAGGUCUGGAUCACCAGUGCCUCUGCUCCUGCCUGCUACAACCUAAUUCCCAUAUUGACGAGUGGCGAAGUGUUUGGGAUGCAUACAGAAAUUAGCAUAACUCUAUUUGACAACAACCAGGCAGAAGAAUAUCUCAAAAGCCUUGUGCUGGAGACCCAGGACCUAGCGUCACCCGUCCUGCGCAGUGUCUCCAUCUGCACGAAGGUGGAGGAGGCCUUCUGCCAGGCCCACGUCAUUGUGGUGCUGGACGAUAGCACCGACAAGGAGGUGUUCACUCUGGAGGACUGCCUCCGAAGCAGGGUGCCUCUGUGCAGGCUCUAUGGUUACCUGAUAGAGAAAAAUGCUCAUGAGUCCGUCAGAGUCAUCGUGGGAGGGAAAACCUUUGUGAACCUGAAGACAGUUUUACUCAUGAGAUAUGCCCCACGCGUCGCACACAACAUUAUUGCCGUGGCACUGGGGGUGGAAGGUGAAGCGAAAGCCAUACUGGCCAGAAAACUGAAGACAGCUCCUUCAUACAUUAAAGAUGUGAUCAUUUGGGGUAAUAUCAGUGGAAAUAAUUAUGUUGAUCUGAGAAAAACAAGGGUGUACAGAUAUGAGAGUGCCAUUUGGGGACCUCUUCAUUAUUCACGCCCUCUUUUAAACUUGAUUUUUGACAGUGAGUGGAUAAAAAGAGAAUUUGUGGCAACUCUUAAAAACUUGACCGCCACAGGAAGACAAUUUGGAGGCAUUUUGGCUGCACACAGUAUAGCCACUACGUUGAAAUACUGGUAUCAUAGCUCACCGCCUGGAGAGAUUGUAUCUUUAGGAAUAUUGAGUGAAGGCCAGUUUGGUAUUCCUAAAGGGAUCGUCUUUUCUAUGCCUGUGAAAUUUGAGAAUGGAACUUGGGUGGUUCUUACAGAUCUCAAAGAUAUUGAAAUAAGUGAACAAAUAAUGACCAGAAUGACAAGUGAUCUAAUUCAGGAGAAACUUGUUGCACUUGGAGACAAGAUACAUUUUCAGCCAUACCAAUCAGAACAUAAAGAUCUAGUCCCUCAUGAAGAAAAAAAUCCAGUUAUGUCAGACGCAGCAGAUUUUCUAAAUCAGAUUCCUCAAACCACCUUUGAAAAGCCACAGAGUCUUGAGUUCCUAAAUGGUUUUGAACGUAAAACUGUGGAAUCCUAACAGAUCAAAUUGGAUGAAAUACAUAAUUACUUGGUAGCAUAAUAAAUAUAGAAAGAAUUUACAUAAAUGUCUAUAUUGAAGGAAGAAUAAUUUGAAAGAUUUAUGUCAGUCUUAGAUAAUACCAUGCAAGGCAAUUAAAUCACUGUGACAACAUAAA